AUGGCGGAUGUAUCCUCCGCUGCACUGGCGUACCACGAGCCUGCCAUUGUUACAAUUCUUAUCCAGUCAAGUUUUUUCAUCGCGCUGAAUCUAAUCAACUAUGUCCUCGAUCGCCUGGUGUACUGUGGCCUGGUCGGCCAAAUAUUCAUCGCCGUGCCCAUGGGCUUGUCCUUUUCUCUUAUCCGCCUGGUAUCUGCUACACCGUUGCAAGCGUUUGUUGCAGGAGCAGCAUUAAGCUCGACCAGCCUUGGAACCACAUUUACCAUCCUAACAACAAGUGGUCUGACAAAGACCAAGCUGGGAACGGUGCUUACGAGCGCUGCCAUGAUGGACGAUGUUGUGGGCCUUAUUUUGAUACAGGUCAUUUUGAACCUCUCUGGCUCUGGGGCUUCGGUUAGCGCCGUGACGAUUGUCCGGCCGCUUGCAGUCUCUCUCGGCUUUCUAGCAGUUCUACUCUUGGGCUGUAGGUUUAUUGUCAAACCAUUGACACGAAUCUUGCUUCAAAGUUGGCAGAAAGAUAGCCGCUCGUUCCUGAUUAUCCAAGCGCACGCCGAUCAUGUUGCUUUCCUUAUCCACACUGCAGUCCUUAUUGGACUAACGACAGGAGCAAUAUUUUCUGGAACUUCAGGGUUAUUUGCAGCGUACCUCGCAGGAGUACUAAUCAGUUGGUGGGAUUCGGAGUUCCUCACUCCCAACCCAAAUCCUCCAUCGAGAAACGAACAGCAAAAUGAAAAUCAACCGCAAGUCUCGCAAAAGAAUGAAGAAUCUCCCUGUGACGUAUCGGUUGUAUUAACGGAACCUAGAGCCACUGCGUCGAUUGGGUUUGCAAUCCCAAUAACUCGUAUGUUUCAAGGCGAAACUGUGUGGCGUGGAUUCGUUUAUACUGCAUUGAUGCUCAUUGGAAAAGCUGUGACCGGACUAUGGCUCGUUCGGUUCAAUGUAGGUAUACCCAGAAGCGGAAUUCUUCAAAACCUCCAACGCGUCUUGCCCGUUCGAUGCAAUGGCAAGCCGAAUGGCCCUAGGGAAACAACCUCGGCAGGAACGGAAAAUCAGGCAACGGGUUUGAGUCGUAAUAGAAAUGUAGAACGACAGAGCCUGACAGCUUCAAAAUCGAAAUGGUCGAAGCCCCGUUCGCUUUAUCCGGCGACGAUUGUGGGGAUGGCUAUGGUUGCUCGCGGAGAAAUAGGCAUGCUUAUUGCUUGCUUGGCUGAGAGCAAUGCCACCUUCAGCGAAUCCUCUAGUUCUGGCUCCUCCGAAACAAACGAUGUAUCGCAAUCCUUCCUUAUUGUCACCUGGGCGAUCCUGCUGUGUACGAUCAUCGGUCCUAUAUUUGUUGGGACAUUGGUUCGCAGGCUAAAUAGACUACAAAAGCGGCGGGAAGACGGUGGCCCUGACCCUCUAGGGCAAUGGGGCUUGCUGUAG
Messenger RNA from Uncinocarpus reesii 1704, 1422 nucleotides. RefSeq lists its product as uncharacterized. Gene Ontology annotation, molecular function: antiporter activity. Gene Ontology annotation, cellular component: membrane. NCBI's taxonomy places the organism in Eukaryota, Fungi, Ascomycota, Eurotiomycetes, Onygenales, Onygenaceae. The record is from RefSeq and is a predicted model, not a curated record. The coding region runs from base 1 to 1422 and encodes 473 amino acids. Gene Ontology annotation, biological process: proton transmembrane transport. The transcript is spliced from 3 exons.